Messenger RNA from Gossypium arboreum, 846 nucleotides. Its product is annotated as probable calcium-binding protein CML23. Lineage: Eukaryota; Viridiplantae; Streptophyta; Magnoliopsida; Malvales; Malvaceae. The transcript has a single exon. Gene Ontology annotation, molecular function: calcium ion binding. The coding region runs from base 216 to 680 and encodes 154 amino acids. The record is from RefSeq and is a predicted model, not a curated record.
AAGCCACAAUUUUCCACUCUAAGCAAUUACCGCCCUACUCUAAAAUCAACACGUGUGUUUUCCCUUUUGGUUCCUUCCCACAAAAUCAAUCUAUACCUGGCCACAUCCUAUCUUUCCUUUCACGCGGGCAAAUAAACCGCGUCAGUAGACCUUUUAAAUACGCCUCCAAAACCAGCGAAAAUAAUAAUUACAAAAAGAAAAAAAAAAUCUCAUCAAUGGCGAGUUUUUUAGGUUCAAUUGAAGAGAUGAAGAAGGUAUUCAACAAAUUCGACAAAAACGGCGACGGUAAAAUCUCUCGUGACGAAUUGAAAUCGGUGUUAAGUGCUUUAGGUUCGGCGCCGUCUUCCGGCGAAGUGGAUCGGAUAAUGUCGGAGAUGGAUAAAGACGGGAAUGGUUACGUAGAUCUAGAUGAAUUCAUUGCUUUUCAACAAACGAACAUCAAUGACGACGAUGGUGAAGCACAGUGUGGUAACAAAGAGCUCAAAGACGCGUUCGAUAUGUACGAUCUGGAUAAAAACGGAUUGAUUUCGGCUAAUGAAUUGCACGCCGUGUUGAAAAGAUUAGGUGAGAAAUGUUCGUUGAGUGAUUGCCGGAGAAUGAUUAGUCAAGUUGAUAAAGACGGUGAUGGAAACGUUAAUUUCGAUGAGUUCAAGAAGAUGAUGACCAAUGCUUCAAAUUAAAAGGUUAAGUGUUAGGGUUUUUUCUUUUUUUCAAUUUACCUUAUGAAAGUUAAUUAGUUUAGGAACCCUAAUGAAAUUAGUAUUUGGAACUGUUAAUUUCGUGUGUAUAUAUAUUAUGAUUGCUCACUUACAACUUCGAUUUAAUGGCAAUGGCAAUUAGGUUUUA